This is a messenger RNA of Malus domestica (apple), 660 nucleotides long. Lineage: Eukaryota; Viridiplantae; Streptophyta; Magnoliopsida; Rosales; Rosaceae. The record is from RefSeq and is a predicted model, not a curated record.
AUGGUACAUGAAGAGGAUGCCAAUGUCGUGCCUAUCCAAGACACAUUCCCUGAUGAGCAAUUGCUGUCCAUUGAGGUUGCAACACCUUAUCAUCCCCAAAUAAGUGGCCAAGCCGAGGUUUCGAAUAGGGAAAUCAAGCAGAUUUUGGAUAAGACUGUGGGACCAACGAGGAAAGAUCGGAGCUUGCAUUUGGAUGAUGCACUGUGGGCGUAUCGUACGGCCUACAAGACAUCCAUUGUCAUGUCCCCAUUUCGGCUCAUCUAUGGCAAACCAUGCCAUCUUCUCGUAGAAUUAGAGCACAAGAGGCAUUGGGCUGUCAAAACAUUCAACAUGGACAUAGAUGUGGCUGGAAUUCAUAGGACGCUUCAAUUGAAUGAACUUGAAGAGAUUAGACACGAGGCUUAUGAGAAUGCUCGAAUUUAUAAAGAAAAUACCAAAGCAUUACAUGACAAGAUGAUUCGUAGCAAGACAUUCUCCAUAGGGCAGAAAGUGUUACUUUUUAAUUCCCGCCUUCGGUUGUUUCCCGUCCAAAUCCAAAUUUUCAAGACCAGCCAAGAAUUCAAAGUGAAUGGGCACCGUUUGAAGCCUUAUUACGACCUGUUUGAGGAGCAUGUUGUGGAGGACAUCCCCCUCCAUGCCAUGGGCUCCAAUGAAGUUUGA